GCGCUCCUGUUCUCGAGAUGGACGGAGACACGGUCUACCUGAUCGACUUCGAGGAGAUGCAGCACACACUAACAACGCAUCGUGACGACAUAAGUCUUCAGUUUAAGACUGAAAUGAUGACUACACCGCUGUUUCACGCCGUCUCCUCGGUGGAUGAACAGUUUUUCCGCGUUGAACUGGUUGGUGGCCGCAUCGUGGUUCGCACCAACAUGAAUGUUCGUCGUCAGGGCGGCUCCUCAGAGGAGGUCUUCAAUUUCCAAAGCCCUCUGCUCUCCGACGGUCAAUGGCACACGGUGAAUGUACGCAGAAGAGCCAACUUCAUCUACGUUAGUGUGGACGGACAAGCAGGAAUGACCGGAGAAAUUCCUGUCAAGGGUGAAAAACCCUUUCAUCUCGCAACGCAACAGAUCUACCUGGGGGGCCCUGCGCCUAAAAACUACGAGAAGCCGCCCCCACGAGCCUCUCGUGCCGGCUUCCUGCCCGAGGGGGUUCGAUUUACUGGGGAAUUGCGCAACUUCUAUUGGAAUGAGUAUGACUUUAUUGGCACCGAAGAACUGAGCAAGUCAUACGCCACCGACCUGUUGACGCCAAGGGCUGUUGUCCCCGAGUUUCCACAAUGGCCACGAGAGCCUACCUACUCGUUGACGCUGAUGCCACGACUACGCUACGCUGCUUUGAAGACGCCGAUAAAAAUGAAGGAGGCCGGCGACAUGGUGUUGAUUGAAUUCAAGACGGAAUAUGACGGCGUCAUUUUGCAUGUGAGCUUAAUGAGCCAUUUAAGGUGUUUCUGUUCUACUGUUGUUUUUUUCGUAUCUCCGUCUUCUUCCUACAGAUAG
Messenger RNA from Protopolystoma xenopodis, 836 nucleotides. Lineage: Eukaryota; Metazoa; Platyhelminthes; Monogenea; Polystomatidea; Polystomatidae. The record is from the annotation of a GenBank genome assembly.